This is a messenger RNA of Manduca sexta (tobacco hornworm), 1343 nucleotides long. Its product is annotated as extensin. Gene Ontology annotation, molecular function: structural constituent of chitin-based larval cuticle. Gene Ontology annotation, cellular component: chitin-based extracellular matrix. The transcript is spliced from 2 exons. NCBI's taxonomy places the organism in Eukaryota, Metazoa, Arthropoda, Insecta, Lepidoptera, Sphingidae. The record is from RefSeq and is a predicted model, not a curated record. The coding region runs from base 93 to 1148 and encodes 351 amino acids.
GAGUGGGCGACCUCAUAUAGCUUGCGCGGGAGGCGUUUCCUUUAUUUGUUGGUUGUACGCUGCGUGAUAGUGACGUGUGACCGCAGGACAUCAUGCGUACAUUACUGAUAUGUAUGCUGUGUGCCAUCACAGCUUAUGCUCAAAAUGAAGGACCUGCUCCACCGAGAUUGCAGAUCCCCGGUGCAAUCCCGAUAGGCGGACCCAUUAGACAAGGCGGUUUCCGACAGGGGAGAAUAUCUCCAGUACCCGGCGCGAUCCCCAGGUCAAGAAGGCCCGGCCUGGCCAGACCGUCUUUCAAAUCCGUGGACGCGUCACCACGACCCAGCCUUCAAUCACUAGAGGAGCCGGCAAAACCCGUUACAGAAGAGCCGGAAGAUGAAUAUGAAAUCAACACUCCGACUGCUUUCUCACCCAGCGUAUACUCCACGCCUGAACCACAAAACGAUUUCUACGACAUUACGACUACUUCUCAACCGAAACCACCGAUCAUUUUUAAUCCAUCGCCAUUCCCACAACCGACACCUACAGCUUUGAAACCAGAACCUGUGAGGCCUACACAAUACAGACCAUUGGCUCCCCAACCCUUUAACCCCAUAAGGAACGAGCCACUUAAUAAACCACAACCCGCUAGACUUCAACCUCUUUCUAGCAGACCACAGCGUCCUGUGUUCAGACCAGAACCUAAACCAUUCAUUGAAGAUGAAGAUGUCCAGCCCAUCAGAUACUCUAGGCCUCAGGAAACUAUUAACCGUGCUCCCGUAAAAAGCGCCCCUCAACAGAAAUAUACUCCAUCAAACUCCAGGGAGAAGAAACCCGUUGCCCAAAUUAUCCGUAAAUACAGAGAAGAAAACGAUGACGGAAGUAUUACAUGGGGUUUCGAGAACGAUGAUGGUUCUUUCAAGGAGGAGACGAUUGGCGUAGACUGUAUCACUCGCGGCAGAUAUGGAUACGUUGACCCCGACGGCCUCAAACGUGAAUACAACUACGAAACUGGUAUCCCGUGCGAUAAAGCCAAAGAGGAACAAGAGGAGAAGGGCUUUGUGGAUUAUCAGGAGAACAAAGCCGUUUUACCCAAUGGUAUUACAAUAGAUCUCAAUGCUAUGGGUAAGAAAACCAAGAGGCCAUUUAGAUCAACGGCCAAUCAUUAGAAUUUAAGUAUUGUAUAUUUAUUUUAGGGUGUAUAAUAUAAGAAAAGAUAUUUGUAAUGUCUUGUUGUGUACGAGUACGAGUAUAUGUGGUCUAGUAUUAAGACGUAACAUUUUUUCGUCAUCCAGCAGAACAUCUUAUGACGUCGCAGGAAAUGAGAUGUGACAUUAAAAUGAAUAAAACAUGACAAAAUUGUA